UCGAGCAAAUAAGAAGAAGAAGAAGAGUUCGCUGCUUUCAUCAGUUCCCGGGAACUACGUAUCGUCACUAAUGUAUUUUUGGUGAAUCGCGAUGCCUGUAGAAUCCAGAAGUCACGUUAUUCAAGAACUUUUCUCCAGAGAUAUAUUAUAUUCACGAGUUCAAGAAAGGAAAGCAUUGAAAAGUUUGUUUGCACGCAGUUUUCGUUGUUAUCAAGAGGAUGAAUAUGAUGGAAUUGCUGUGGAAUUAAAUGAAACGAAUGGACAGUCACCAUCAGAAGCUCCCAUUUAUGCUUGUAAAUUUGGUGAUGGAAAAUAUGGUCAUAUUUUGGUUUUAGCUAAUGAAGAUGGGAAAUUGGCUUUGCGUGACACAAGGGACAGGAGCAGUCAAGCAGCAGUAGAAGGACACCAUAUUCAUGGGAAUGCCAUUUAUGAGGUGUGCUGGAUACCAGGAACAUCAGAGUUUGUUUCAGCUUCUGGAGACCAGACAGCAGCCAUCUUAGCAGUUAGGGAUGAUGGAAGUCUGGAGAAGGUUCUUUCACUUGAGGGACAUUCUCGUUCAGUCAAGACUGUUCAUGUGAAUCCAUUUGAUCCAUGUGUGAUUGCAACUGGCGGGCGAGAUGGCUCUAUCAUUAUAUGGGAUAAGAGGUGCAAGCCUCAUUAUCGAGCAGAUGAUAUUGCUCCUGCCCACUACAAUCAAGUUAUGAAGACUUUUGCUUCCCCAACUGUGCGAAAAGUUCCACAGAAUGGGUCUUCAGUGAACAACAGUGUAACAGGAGUUGUGUUCCAGUUGCAGCACACACUGAUAUCCUCAGGAGCUUCAGAUGGGCUAAUAAAAAUAUGGGAUUUGCGCAAGACACAUUCAGGAGUGAAACGUGAUCCUCAGUGUCAGAAUGUACUGAUGCAUUCUGGGAAGUCAUCACAUAGAGGCUUUACUUGUAUGUCUAUCUCUCCUAGUCGUGACGUCUUGUACACUUCCUGUAUGGAUAACAUAAUUUAUGCGUAUCAUUUAGCUAAUCCUACUCAAAAACCAGUUGCUGAAUACAGUGGACAUAUCAAUUCAACAUACUUUGUCAAGUCAUGUCUCAGUCCUUGUGGUUCGUACCUUCUGAGUGGUUCCAGUGAUAACAAUGCCUACAUCUGGCUUACUGAUAAACCAGGAGAACCUAUAGCAAAACUUACUGGGCAUUUUGCUGAAGUAACCUCAGUUGGAUGGUGUCCUGUUGAUGAUGAAAAGAUUGUAACUUGUGCAGACGACAUGAAACUACGUGUGUUCCGAAGAAAAAAUGUAAACAGCGAUGACUUUGAUGAAAGAUUGAACACCCGUGGAGUGUCUGAGCCCUAUUAUUCUGAGAAAUUGGAAGAAAAGAAUGAAAGUGCCAAAAGUAAGGUAUCACCUGAACAUCCAAAUGAACAAGGAGCACAAGAUUUAGGAGAUUCCAUCCCUCCACUUCCUGUUACUCCAAGUACUUCUAAAGUAGGUGUUUCUAUCCUUGCUACACCUUCAAGUUCUCAAGUAGAGGGAGGCCUGUCUGUUAUAUCUCCUCAGACAUACACUGUUACUCCAAAGCAACAAACCCCAAGGCACCGUCAUAAGGGGAGAAGUAAGGGCACUCCACGCACACCUCAAACAGGAGAGAGGAACACAUUACUGCAGUGGCUUGCCAGUGCUAAGACACCACACUCAAAAGAAACAUCAGUUGAUCAACCAUUGACAUUAAGUGAAAGCAAGAAGGUCAACCUAAAACGUAAGUUAACAGAAUUUAUGAGUGAAGACCAGGAAAAUCUUGAAAAGGAUAACAAGAAAUCCCCAAAUUCUUCUCCCAAAAAGGUUUUAUGCUUAUCUUCAUCAGUUAAUACCCUUGAUUCUCCUCCAUCUACUGUAGCAAAGAUGUUAAAGUAUGAGGAUGACAUGGCGAGUUGCAGUAGUACUGGACACAGUGAGGAAACAAUAGAAAUGAGUGAGUGCGUUAAACCUAUAGAAGAUAGAGAUAAAGUUGCUCUAGACAGUGGUUUCAGGAAGCCUGUCACAAAUAUUGCCAAGAGAUUGUUGGAAGCUGAUGUUCUUGAUUGUAGUAAAAUCAACAGCAAGGUUUCAUCAAAAUAUGAAUCUAACAAUUCUACUCCUUCAAAGCAUUUUAAAUUUGGAAAUCUUUCAUCACCUACUGCAAAUUUACCAAAUUAUGUAUUAGAUGGGUCAUCACCGCAUAACCGACCAGAAACUCCAAGGGAAAAGAAAAGGAAUCCAGAUUGGCUAACAAGUUUUGGUCAUCAAAGAAAACUGAAGUUUUCUGCAGUACCUAAUAAACCAAUGUCAGGAAGGUUAGGGCCUCUGGUUCCCCAUCGGCGGCAGAAAAAGAUUCUUCAGAUUAGAAGAAAAAAACCAGUUGUGAAGGUGUGAAGGAAACAUUUCCUUUUGUAUUAUGAAUUUACCAAAGUUGUAGACCAACUGGUCUGGUUCAAAUUAUUAAUAGUCAUUAAUUUUAUAAUUAUUUUCAAAUGACUGUAGUAAAGUAGGGAGCAAGUGUUGAUUAUAGUUUUGAAGAUGGAUAACUAAAUCCUCACAUUGGGAAUUUAACAAUUCAUGUUUUAUCCAUCCAUACCACUUGGUCAAAAAUCGGUAUCCAUCCAUACCACUUGGUCAAUAAUCAGUAAGAAAUUUUGAUCAUUCCUCUGGUCAUUUCCAUAACGUACUUUAGGGACCUCAUUUCCAUACUUUUGUACAUAUCCAUUUUGUAAAUCUCAUCCCAGUAUAUUUCCUUUAGAUGCUUUUGCAUUUUUCAGUUUAAGCUGGUAGCACUCAUUCAUUCUUCUCAUGCACUAUCCCAUACUACAGCUUUUGAGCUUGCUUGUUUAUAAUUUUCUGCGCAUAUAUUUAUGCAAAAUACUUUAAUUGUAAUUGAUUUGGAUAUUGAAGUUAUGGUUGAAAAAUGGAUAAGUAGCAUCCUCUGCAGAGAGAGGAGAUAAUUACCUUCCUUUAUGGAGGAGAUGAUUGCAGGGCAUCCUACACUAAAAACAGGAAUCCCUCUUUUCUGAAUAACUGAAUCCUUUAAAGUUCCCAUUGAUUGUGUACUUUUUUAUAAUUAUCUUUACGUUUUAGUGUUACAGUUGUCAUUAUUAUUGUAGCAUAGAUUAUAGUUAUAAUUACAUUUGAAGAAGUAUGUGAUCUCAGUUCUUUAAUUUUAAUUAUUUAUUGGCAUUUUAUUUUUAAUAUUGUAAUUAGUUUGCAACAGCCCCUCAAAAUAUAUGUUCAAAUAGUCAGCUUUUUUCUUAAUAAAAUAUUUGAAAGUUUACAAUGUUAUAUUUUGGCUGAAAAGUGAGUGACAGUUGUAUUCAAAUUUCACAAUCUUCAUAGAACUGGCCAGGUGGUAUUUAAAGAAAAUUUUAUACAAACCUGCAGUUUUCUCUUUUUAAAAUAAAUUUCAUUUUCCCUAGACGUACAAACCUGGAUUCUCCAAACCCUCUAUAAGAGUAUUUUUCACACAGGCUGGCAUUUAUCACUACAAGACUAAUUUGGCCCUGUGCCAGAUUGCAAGAGUAGGAAAUAUUCAGAUCCUGUUUCUAGUUUAUGUAUAUGAGACGAACCUUUGUGAGUUGCAAUUAAAGACCCUGAUAAUAA
Molecule: messenger RNA, 3616 nt
Organism: Macrobrachium nipponense
Lineage: Eukaryota; Metazoa; Arthropoda; Malacostraca; Decapoda; Palaemonidae
Gene: l(2)dtl
Product: denticleless protein homolog
Exons: 8
Coding region: 92-2398 (768 amino acids)
Biological process (GO): mitotic G2 DNA damage checkpoint signaling; proteasome-mediated ubiquitin-dependent protein catabolic process
Cellular component (GO): nucleus
Molecular function (GO): protein-macromolecule adaptor activity; protein binding
Source: RefSeq, a predicted model, not a curated record